Mycosarcoma maydis (corn smut) is the source of this 1470-nucleotide messenger RNA. RefSeq lists its product as uncharacterized. Gene Ontology annotation, cellular component: nucleoplasm. Gene Ontology annotation, biological process: negative regulation of DNA-templated transcription; positive regulation of DNA-templated transcription. The transcript has 2 exons. Lineage: Eukaryota; Fungi; Basidiomycota; Ustilaginomycetes; Ustilaginales. The coding region runs from base 1 to 1470 and encodes 489 amino acids. The record is from RefSeq and is a predicted model, not a curated record.
AUGAUACCCAACAACGCCUUCCACAUGCAGCAGCACAUGCCUCAGCAGCAACUCCAGCAUCCUGCUACCGCACCACACAACUCUGCCUUCGCCAUGCAGCCAUCUGUCUACGCUCACCACCAACAGCAGCAGCAACAGCAACAACAGCAACAGCAACAGCAACAGCAACAGCAACAGCAACAGCAACAGCAACAGCAACAGCAACAGCAACAGCAGCAGCAGCAGCAGCAGCAACAGCAACAGCAACAGCACGCGCAGAUGCAGCAUCAACAGCAUCAACAGCCGCAGUCGCAGCCAGUUGUCUAUGGCGGUGCUUCGUCUAUGCAAAAUCCUCAGGUAGCCUCUUCUGCCUACCACCCGACCAUGCAACAGCAUCAGGCGCAAAUGGCCAGGAUCGCACAGGCGAGUCAACCUCAUAUGCUUGCUCAACAGCAACGUCCGCCCAUGUCUGCUGCCAACGUCGCCUUCGCUCAGCAACAGCAACAACAGCAGCAUCAACAGCAGCAGUUACAUCUACAGCAACAACAACAACAACAACAACAACAGCAACAACAGCAACAACAUCAGCAACAAAGCAAUCAGCAUCAGCAUCCGCAAGCUCAGCAGCCACAGAAUCCACCACAAAUGAACGGUCUUUUGCGUGCUUGCUUUGUCCCCUGGGCCUUACCGAAUCCGCGCGAGCGAACAAAGCUCGACGUCCAAUUGCGUCUGGAAUCGCUCGACUUUACUGUACAUGCGCACACCGGCUACAUUCCACGCGUAGCCAUCCAAAAGUCCAUAGUCGACCAUCCGCUUCCCAACAGCCUGGUCGCCAAUAUUCUCAGCACCGGCGAUGUCAACGCAUCCGGCCCCAACGGUACAAGAAAGGCACAUGCAAGAGGCGGCGCCGCUCGCAAGGACGAUUCCGACGACAUCAAACGAGACGAGAAUGGUGAGACAACUGUCAAGAUCGAAGACGGACUUGGCUCUGCAGACGACGAUGCAAAAUGUCAAAGUGGAUACACCGUGUCCGUUGAAAGAACCUUCUUGCCCGACUAUCCAGUCAACGAGUAUGGCAUCAGCUUGCGUGCCAUGCGCUGCCUCGAAAUCACCGAAAGCGUCUGCCAGCUGCGCGAUCUGAUCGAUCUCAGCAUGCGCGAAAAGUUGGGUCCCAUCGAUUCGCUACGAAAGUUUGCUACUCAGUAUCGCGAAAUGCAGUCUGGUCGGCCCAUGUCCAACAUGGCCACUUCUGAUGCAAUAGGCGCAGGACAGCAGCAGCCACAGAUGGCCAACAGUAUGCCAACACCAUCGCAAAUGCCUGGUCGGCCACCGAGCGCACAAGGUGCGCCCGUCGACAACGGCAACAAUUCCAAUCAUGCAUCACCCAGCGUAGCCAACGGCGUUUCGGCAUUGAAACGAAAGGGCAAGACAGCGCCUAGUCCAAGUCCAAAGCUGUCCAACACUAGCAAUCCGGCCAAGAGACAGCGAUGA